AUACUUCAGUUUAUACUCUAAAUUUUGGUUGUAACAAAAGCUUCCUCUUACUUUAAUUUUUUUGGAUGGAUUAAAAAUUGUGCACCACCAGUUUACCAUAAUUCGUUAGCAAUGGCCUUAGAUAAGCAGCAGAUAUUGAAUGAUUUAGGAAAUGUUAUGAAUCAACUUCAAAGUGCAGAUUGUGGUUGCAUGGGAAAAUUAUUCAACCAAGGUCAAGGUCAAGGGCAAAGACAAUGCAUGCCAUCUCAGGGGUACGGAGGUUGCUGCCGCCGGGGCUACGGGCAUCCGUGCUGUGGGGAGCCCUACACCAUGGGUGAAGGUAUGCCGGCUCAUGGCAGGCCUUGUAUGAGCUACUGCAAUGCCCCGAAACUUUACGCCGAUGGCUAUAAUUUCUUGAACCAAAGUGUAAUGCAGCCUGUCAUCAAGGAGGUGUAUGAAGACCUGAAAAGUCUGAAUUCGGGCAAUACUGUCUCAAAUAAUCCCCUUGGAGCCAAGAUGGGUCUCACACCGGGUGUCCCGACACUUCCUGCUGAUGGUAAUAUGAUGCAAAACCCACAGAUGGCAAAUAUGAAUGCAAAUUCUGGAGGUCAAGGUAGGGCUCGAGGUCACCCAAUGAUGCAGCAUAUGCAAAAUUAUCAAAUGUCUGGUGGUCAAAUGGCAGGGGGACAUCAAAUGGCAGGUGGUCAUCAAAUGGCAGGGGGUCAUGAAAUGACAGGUCAAAUGACAGGAGGUCAAAUGGCGGGGGGUCAACAAAUGGUCGGGGAUCAGCAAAUGUCCGGGGGCCAGCAAAUGCCCGGAAACUCACAGGGCUUGGCAAAUUUCAAUAAAAUGUUCCCUGGAAUAACGCAAGGUGAAGGAGGCGGUCUGAGUUUUAAUCCGAUGGAGAUUGCAAUGCAAAUGAAUCCGGCAUUAGCCAAACAACAACCCGGCAUGAACGCGCAAAGUGCAAUGCCAGGUACAGGUGGCGAAAUGAACCAGGCAGCCAAUGCUAUGCAGCCUGGGAUGAAUGCUACCGGAAUGAACUUUGCCCAGGGCCAAGCAGCGCAAAGCUACCAAGCACAAUCAAACCUUCCCAAUCAGGCAAUGCCAAACCAACAACAUCAAAAUAUGGCUGCAGCUGGUGGUCAACAAGCACAGCAAGUUUACGCCACACAAAAUCAGCUGCCUCCCAAUUUCCCACCUCAGGGUAUGAAUCAAAAUGCACACAUGGGAGGAAUGAAUGCCAAUCAAGGAGGCCAAAGAGGUAACUACGGUCAGCAUACACAAGGCAUCACCAAAUUUAAGGAAAUGUUCCCGGGCGUUAUGGAUGGCGAUGUCAACUUUGACCCCAUGGAAAUUGCUAUCCAAAUGAAUCCAGCUAAUAAACAAGCGGCUGCUAUGAGUUCUAUGCAAAAACUCAUGUCUGCCAAGCCUCUUGAGCCUAACUCUGCUGUUAUGAAACCAGUCAUGGCCGGUAUGAAUGCGGUGAAUGCCAACUUAGCUCAAAACCAAGCUGCGCCAGGCUCUCAAGCUCAACCAGACCAAGCAGCUGGUCAAGUACCACCAGAACAACAACAGCCAGUAGCCCAGCAACAAUAUACUACAAAUCAAGUACCAGCAAACCAGCAACAGUACUCGACCAAUCAAGUACCGCCAAACCAACAGUAUGCUGCUAAUCCAGCCUCUACCAGCCAACCGAACCAAUUGCAACCUCCACAACAAGUAUACACCGCUUAUACAGAUAACCAAGGUAACCAACAAGUGCCUCAGCAAGAAACUCAACAGAAUUAUCAAGAACCGCCAGCACCGAUGUCUCAAGGAUAUCCCAACCAGGUGCCCGGGGGCAGAGUAUAUGAAAGAGAACCUAUAUUCCCUGCUGAAACUUCAGGAUAUAAUACAUAUAAUACAUUGGGGCAGCCAAUAGAACUGUUACCGGCGCGGAAAUACCACAUGCCGGAACCAAAUUUACCACAAACCUUGUCGCCUCAAAAAGUUUCAUCGCGAUUAAGAGUGAAUAACAACGUCAAAUCGACUAUUAGUAAGACCUCUCUCUAUGCAAAGCAAGCUGGGCAAAGAACUCCAAGCAGGGCUCAGUUGCAGCAAGUCUACAACCAGUAUAAGGGAUCGCAAUCAUACACUAAUCAGAACAUUCCGACUAGGGAUCCUAGAGGUCAGACGACAUCUGACGGCCGGCUGGCAGGCGCGGGUGCUCCAGCGACGGGGAGGAGCCAGAUACCCGUGGAGAGAGUAGGAGGAGAUACGGUUGCGAACAAUCAAGUCGUUAAUGAGCCUGUGAAAGGUCAUGUCGUUGGUCAAGUUGGAGACGUCUCUAAUAAACCAGCUCCAGUUCCUGGCAAUGUUGAUUUGACACCAACUAAAAGCGGCAACGUAAGGAACGGGCUCCAAGACAUGGUGUACACUGCGUAUCCCCAUUCUACUGCCUGGUCGUUCCAUGGGCGUAGUGACCAGGUUCCUGUGCAGAGAUACCGUUUAAGAGCUUAAAUUUUCACACCAGAGGAUCUACAAACUACUCAUUCUAUCAUCCAAAGCAGAUAUCGAAGUUUCGGAUAUCAUCUUUACUUUCUGUAGAUCCUCGAAUUUCAGUGCGCGUCUUGUGAAGUUAUUGUUGAAGUGAAGUGGUGAACUGGUGGACAGUUCUAGUCGUAUUUAUUUUGUGAAAAUUGUGGACUGAAAAUAUAAAAAAUAUCGCAUCGUUUAAAUGAUAAAACUUAAAAAAUAAAGUAAUUGUGGUCGUA
Messenger RNA from Leguminivora glycinivorella, 2735 nucleotides. Its product is annotated as ataxin-2 homolog. The coding region runs from base 112 to 2481 and encodes 789 amino acids. NCBI's taxonomy places the organism in Eukaryota, Metazoa, Arthropoda, Insecta, Lepidoptera, Tortricidae. The record is from RefSeq and is a predicted model, not a curated record. The transcript is spliced from 4 exons.